This is a messenger RNA of Cyclospora cayetanensis, 1416 nucleotides long. RefSeq lists its product as uncharacterized. The coding region runs from base 1 to 1416 and encodes 471 amino acids. The transcript is spliced from 3 exons. The record is from RefSeq and is a predicted model, not a curated record. Lineage: Eukaryota; Apicomplexa; Conoidasida; Eucoccidiorida; Eimeriidae.
AUGGUGACCUGCCAAGGCUGUGGAGAGCCUACUGCAUCCCGUCUCUGCUGCCCUAAGUGCACGGAGUGCGGUCGCACCUCCUUCUUCUGCUCACAAGACUGCUUUAAAGCCUCGUGGCCGUCUCACAGCAAGCUUCAUGCUGUAAUUCAGAGAGGAGCAUUCGCCGGAGGGAGCUUCGUGGGCGGAAGGGCGCUCCUUGGAAACUCCCUUGAGGGCCACCUCACCGAGAGCACUGCGGACGGCAGAGACUGGAACAGCGUGUCGAGCUCGUUGCCAGUUGUCCCUUCCCGCGUCUCUCGAGGCCUCAGCCUCAUUCAGGCCCGCGGGGUCGCCCGCAGCAAUAUUAGCACCAAAGCUGGCAGCAGCGGCACUCCGUCGAAAAAGACGCUGAGCAGCGGGCUACUGUGGUCUCGUCUAUUCGGCGGCAACAAGCCUGUGGAGAUUCCCCUUCACGUCAGGGGAGACAAGAGGGACAUGGCUGCGAAGGCGUGCCCGAGUGGUGCUGCUGCAGGAGACGCUUCAGGAUCUGGAGUUAUUUUGUCCCCUCGAGCUCCUCUGUUGCUUUUGCUGCUGCUGGGAGCUCUCCUGUGCUACAUCACGUUCGGCGGCCUGCUGUUUACGUUCACCGGAGGCCUUCUAGGAGGACCCCCGCUUUCUGCGCAGCAGCAGCGUGACACAGCUGCAGGCGCCACAGCAGAAGCACCCGCUGAUACGCCUACCCUGCAGGCUCUUGGGCAAGCUCUUGUGCAGCUGAGAGAACAGCUCUCAACAGUAGAAGGGGUGUUGAGGGAGCACGAUGCCCUUCUAGGGGCCUUGGCCCCCGUCCCCCCGCUCAGUGUUUCCUCCGCUGCUGCCGGAGCCUCGCGCUUCCAACGAGCUAAGGGGGGGGCCUUGGGAGACAGUGUGGCGAGCCAUGGGGUUGCUGUCGAUCCCGCAGGAGCUGCCCUUGAGGCUGGAGCAGCGAGGGCUCAGCCUCUCUUGCAGUUGCUGGAGAGAGCUCGAGAGGCAGCAGCAACACAGGGGGCCUCAACCCAAGCAGAGGCGCCUUCCUCUGUCUCCCCUUCGCUGAUGCAGAGGUCCUUUGCGGCCGAUGUGGCCAGUGAGGGAAGGCAUUCUCUUCCUGCAGUGUCGCAGCCUGCGAUAGCACAAGACUCCGCGACCACCCAAGGGACUGAUGGGUUCGAAACUUUGGAAAGUGCAUCACAGAAAGAGGAACCCCAUGCAGCGGAGAAGGCACAACAGGAGAUAACGGAGGCGCAGGAAACUUUCGAGCCAUCGUUCGGGGCAGGCGAGUCCGUGGAAGUAAACAAAGAAGACUCUCCGGUGUUAUCCGGCGCAACAGACGGAGGAAUGGCAAAAGGUAAUGCAGAAGGAGGGGGAGGAGCAGCACCUCUAAAGCCAAUCAAGCAAGCGUAA